This is a messenger RNA of Budorcas taxicolor (takin), 923 nucleotides long. It is a transcript of the gene SNRNP35, whose product is annotated as small nuclear ribonucleoprotein U11/U12 subunit 35. Gene Ontology annotation, biological process: mRNA splicing, via spliceosome. The record is from RefSeq and is a predicted model, not a curated record. Bases 79 to 816 code for a protein of 245 amino acids. NCBI's taxonomy places the organism in Eukaryota, Metazoa, Chordata, Mammalia, Artiodactyla, Bovidae. Gene Ontology annotation, cellular component: U12-type spliceosomal complex; precatalytic spliceosome. Gene Ontology annotation, molecular function: snRNA binding; mRNA binding. The transcript is spliced from 2 exons.
CUAAGAAGAAGAAUCUUCCGUUGCGACGAGCUCGGCACAGGCGUCGGUGGGAAAGGAAGACCGAGCUUUGCUGAGAACAUGAAUGAUUGGAUGCCCAUUGCCAAGGAGUAUGACCCACUCAAAGCUGGCAGCAUUGAUGGCACCGACGAAGAUCCGCAUGAUCGCGCCGUCUGGAGGGCGAUGCUGGCUCGAUACACCCCCAACAAAGGCGUCACGGGGGACCCCCUCCUCACCCUGUUUGUGGCGAGACUGAACCUGCAGACCAAAGAGGAGAAGCUAAAGGAGGUGUUUUCUCGCUACGGGGACAUCCGGAGGCUGCGGCUAGUGAGGGACUUGGUCACAGGCUUUUCGAAGGGCUACGCCUUCAUCGAAUACAAAGAUGAGCGUUCUCUGCUCAAAGCUUACCGGGAUGCUGACGGCCUGGUCAUCGACCAGCACGAAAUAUUUGUGGACUAUGAGCUGGAGAGGACUCUCAAAGGGUGGAUUCCUCGGCGACUCGGAGGAGGUCUGGGUGGGAAGAAGGAAUCUGGGCAGCUGAGAUUUGGGGGGCGGGAUCGGCCUUUUCGCAAACCCAUUAACCUGCCAGUUGUGAAAAAUGACCAGUUCCGAGAGGGGAAGAGGGAGAGGAGGGAGCGGUCUCGGUCCCGAGAAAGACACUGGGACUCCAGGAUGAGGGACCACCAUGACAGGGGCCGGGAGAAAAGGUGGCAGGAGAGAGAAGCAGCCAGGGCAUGGCCAGAAGGUGACUGGGAGAGAGAGAGGGACUUCAGAGAUGACAGGGUCAAGGGGAGGGAGAAGAGGGACAGAAGCAAGUAGACUAUCCCUCCCCCUCUUCCUCCCCAAACCCAAAGGAAAGUGUAAGAGUGCAGGGAUACCGCAUUGCCUGUGUACAGAGUCUAAGUCCAGUGGUUGAAUAAAACUUA